Molecule: messenger RNA, 1630 nt
Organism: Paramecium primaurelia
Lineage: Eukaryota; Ciliophora; Oligohymenophorea; Peniculida; Parameciidae
Source: the annotation of a GenBank genome assembly
AUGGGAUUAUGCAAUGGAAAGACUAACUCUUCUAAAAUGAAUAAAUCAUAAAGUUAAAGUGAUGUAUAUAAACAACAACUAAUCUAGAAAAUUUAAAAUGCAGAUCCUUAGCAAUAAACAACUUCUGAUUCUCAAUUUCAAAGAAAUAAGAGAUAUGGACAUUUAUUAUAACCAAAUAGUGCCUAACAUAAAUUGACUAUGAUUUUAGAAAGUUAUUAAAUGUAAAAAGAAAAGCUUAUAUCAUCUCCUAUAAGCAUUAGAUCACAUUAAACUUUACUAAUAAGUAAACGAAAUGCUGAAUUGAAUAAAUUAUUGGAUAAUGAUUUCAUACCAUAAGAAGAAAUGAAUCAAGCAGAAAAAUGUUUUUAUAAAUAUUUUGUUAAUAAAUUUACUGGAAGAAUUUAUUAUACAAAUAAUUCAGACUAAGGUGAAGAAAACAAUCACUACAGUAAUAUUAAAAUAAAUAGAGCUGCACUUGUAAUUUUUGUUUUAAGCUUAGUGUCAUCCACAUAUUAUUGAGAUUUUAGAAAUAGAAAAUGAAGAAUCAUAAUAAAAGGAUAAAUUAUUCUUUGAAUAUUGUUCUUAAGAAAGUUUAUAAGAUUUUAUAGACAAAAAUUAAGAUUUUAAUUUGGAAUAAAUUUAAAUUAUUGCUUCUUAAAUUAUUUCUGUUGUUGGUCAUUUACAUUCCUAAAAAUUAUAUCAUAAUAAUUUAGAUAUGCAAUCAUUUCAUUUUUUUGUAAAUUCAAAAUAUCAUUAUCUGAAAUUAACAAAUAUAAAUGGAAUAUUUAAAUAAAAGAAAAGAGAAAAUAGUAGUACAACUUUUGAUUUAUAAGAUAGAAAUAAAUCAUCAGAAUAAGAUGUUUGGUAAGUAGGUUUGAUAAUUUAUUUAAUGAUUGCAAAAUUUAAUGCUACUAAAAUAAAUAAUUAUUAAGAUUUAGACAAUGAAUAAUGGUUGGAAACAAUUAAAUAAAAUUUAAGACUUCCUUAAAAUAUAAUGGGAAUUAAUUUAAGAUCAUUAUUAUUAGCAAUGUUGUAAUUGAUACCUUAAUAAAGAAUUAAAUUUAAUUAAGUAAAAGAAAAUAAAUUAGUUUAAUUGGGAAAUUAAGAAUUUCUUAAAUUGCAUAGAAUAAAAUUAAUACCACAAAAUCUGCAUAAAAAAAUUAAUUAUUUAUAAAAAUGCUUUACAUUUUAUCUAAUUUAAUCUAUGGCUCCACAUUAAUAUUUAAUAAUGAAGAAACUUUAUGAUAUUUUAGAUAAAAAUGAAGAAAAUAAUUUAAAUCUUAUUAAUUUAUGCAAAUUAUUGUAAGAUUUAUUUUAAGAUUAAAAUGCAUUAUCUGAUUAUUAAUAGAUGAUUGAAUCUAAUUAAUAAAUUACUUUUCAAGAUUUUUUAGUGAUCAAUAGCAAUUUAAACAAAGUUAUUACUCUAGAUAAUCUUAGAAAGGGAUUUCAGAUAUUAUCAAAUAAAAGUUAAUAUAUAAGUAAAAAAAGUAUAGUUAGACUUAUGUAAACAGAUUAGUAAUCAUUAAAUAAGGAAUUCGAAAAGCAUUGUUUAAAAUGGAGAGUAUUUAUGAUAUAAUAUUAUUAGUUUACUUAUGAUCAUUUUAUUAAUUUUAUGGAAAAAAUUAAAUGA